Messenger RNA from Umbelopsis ramanniana AG, 1577 nucleotides. RefSeq lists its product as uncharacterized. Gene Ontology annotation, cellular component: Golgi apparatus; cytoplasm. NCBI's taxonomy places the organism in Eukaryota, Fungi, Mucoromycota, Umbelopsidomycetes, Umbelopsidales, Umbelopsidaceae. Gene Ontology annotation, biological process: vesicle-mediated transport; intracellular protein transport. The coding region runs from base 90 to 1520 and encodes 476 amino acids. The record is from RefSeq and is a predicted model, not a curated record. The transcript is spliced from 4 exons. Gene Ontology annotation, molecular function: GTPase activity; GTP binding.
AAAAUUGCCUGCCUGCCUUUGUGUCACCUUUCAACACUUUAAUAAAUAUCAGGGCUCUCCUUUGACUUUAAGCUAUCUUCUUUUUCGCCAUGAGUCGCUUUUCUGGCCUGUUCAGCAGCUUAUGGUCCCCGCGGCCUUCACAAGACCAGACCCCAGAAGAGGAAGAUGUUACUGUGCGGGUUCUAGGCGCAAGAGGAUCCGGCAAGACAAGCUUUCUAUACAAACUGUAUUUUAAGCAUGCAGUAGGCACGCCUGAUGAAGCCUUUGAUGUCGUCCGCACCGAUCAGCAUAACGUCGAGUCCAUUCCGUACCUGAAUCAAAUGUAUGAAAUCUGGGAAUACGCAGAAAUGGCUCAAAGUAUACCCCACUUAUCCAAAACCAAUGUCAUCAUUUUCUUUGUCGACUCGGUCAAAUGCAGUCAUCCGACUGUAGCGGAGAAAGCGCGCGACAACAUGUUAUGGUUACUCACACAAUAUGGCGACAAGCUUACUGACGCCAUCAUCAUCACGGUGGCCAAUAAGCAGGAUGAAAAAGAUGCUGUGAGUGCACAAGAUAUAGGCGACGAGUGGAUGAAGGAUAUAAGAUUGAGGGAAGCUCUCAAUGGCCAUCAGUGGAGAAUUUUCCCUUGUUCGGCCAAAACAGGAGAUGGAUUGGAUGCCAUCCUCAAUUACCUCAGUUCCACCAUAGAAAAUCGACAAUUGCUUCGAUUGUCUGUUUCUUCAGCUCCUCAACCUUUCGUAACCAACCUCGAUCGACACUCUUCAUCUUCCAGAUUGCCACCGGGUGCAGUGGCAAGACCCGCUGGCCAAUCACCUAGCCCCGUCGAUGAGGACGAUGAAGAUAUCAGAAGGAAACUUCGUCAUCAGAGUUUAGCGGAUUUUGCUCCCACCAGUCGAGAACGGCCAUUGUCGCAGGCGAGAAUGCCAAUCACACCAUGGGAAGAUAUGCCCAACCCAUACCAUUUAAGCGAUCAAGAUUUUAAGAAUUGGUAUGAUCAAGGCCGGGUGUUUCUGUUCUUCGAUUACCAAUCCUUGAUAAGGAUAUCUUAUAUCUACUUGCGACAAAUUGAACGGACGCAUGAGCGACGAAGUGAAGCGACUCGUCGACUGUUAAACAACCUUCGCGUCAUCCUUCGAAGCAUCGAACUUUUUGAACAAGAUGCUAAGCAAGCAAGUCAAAAUGAUCGUAAUCAAAGGGCCACUACUGAAUUUGCUCAUGAAUGCAUUACUUACUCGGAGACACAGACCUUGUUUUGGCUACACAUGGUCUCUUACUGCUUGAUGCGCAAUCCCGUCCUUGAAGGAGAGGAUGUUUCUUUCGAACACUUUGUUCUUCGUUGUCCUGAAUUAUGGGAUGGUGAACUUUGGAGAAACUAUUACAGCUACAAGACGUUCCACUCUGAGCGUGGUCAUUUGGAAUUCAUAGCUCCUGACAAGAAGCCAUUACCCAAUGCCUUCAAGUCAUCGUCACUCGCGUUAAAGGGUAGUGGAUUGAACAUUGACUACCAGAUUGUAUCGUAGACUAGACUGGACUAGACAUGAUUCCCAUUAGACCCUUAUAGACAUUAAUGAUCAUUA